Molecule: messenger RNA, 1005 nt
Organism: Seminavis robusta
Lineage: Eukaryota; Bacillariophyta; Bacillariophyceae; Naviculales; Naviculaceae
Source: the annotation of a GenBank genome assembly
GAGCCGAAGCUCGACGAGCCAGAGCACUUCAAAGCCAGAGCUUCGAGCGUGAAAACAUACUAGUCAAGCAAUACGGUAGCAUACAGAUACAGAUUGGACCAUGGCGGAUACAGGCGACUCGAGUGCCCCCGUUGAGAAUGUGGCAAACCUAAAGUUCGGUCCAGAGUUUCAAGAGAUCCACGUCCUGUCCAAUGCCCAAGUCGCAGUCAUCCUUCAGGUUUCGGCUCGAUCGGCCGUCAAUCGCGAUGAGGAACUUAAUGAGGUAUACCGAAAGACACAGCAUUACGUCAACCGAUUCAAUACCAUGACAAACCCAGAAAAGGACCAUCAAGAACUGGUGGACGAAUUGGACAAUCUACAAGAUGCGCUGACGACGUUUCGAAAAGAAACCGAUGAUGGGGAAGAGCUUGAUUUGCACCAGGCAGAAGUGGCGGCACUCAUGAACUUGGUUGCCACGGAUACUUUGGUGGAGGAGUGCUUGACAUUGAUUCCUUCCCUGUCUCGAUUUCCAGAGGCUGCCAUUGACGAAAUUCUAGAUCUCAUUCGAAGCACCAUGAUUCGAAUUGUUUCGUAGGACCGCUGUGAUACGGUAGUUGGACGGAAAUUAAUUAAACUAUAAAACAAUUUGCAAUCGGGAAAGACUCCGUUGUGGGUGUCCCAUCCUUACUGGCUAGCUUGGAGAACCAACAACAACGAACUGUCCUACCGGUAGCUGGCAUGAGGGUCCUGACGCGAUAACCUACAUGUAACUUUGUGCUACACUGCACUAAUAUAUCUCCUGUAGACUGGUCCAAUAGAGCCAUCAUCCACCAAUUGAAAUCAUUCGUUACCUUGGUGUCAUAGAUCUCUCCAUUCAUUUUUCACAUGUACCAUCUGCGCGGUGAGCUCUGAGAUCAGGUUUCAAGUACUGGCAUCUUCAGAAGAGCUGUGAGAGCCAUCUACUUCAACCGUGUCAACAAGAUACUACUUUACGUUGAAUAAGAUUUGAGUAGAUUGAAUUGUGUC